AUGCUCUCAUUCCAGGCGCACGCGAAACAACACUACACAUGGAUUUUUUCCUGUGCUUGUUCGCCAGACGGUCAAUUUGUGGCCACUUCUUCAGAUGAUGGGACAGCCAAAGUAUGGGGAAUUACAAAUGGUAACUUGGUAUAUACUUUACGGCCGCCGACUGAAGGCGCUGUGGACAAGGUAACCUUCUCAUCCUCUGGAUACUUGGCGACCAUCUCAAAUCGACUAUUUGAUGUCACCGUCAAUCUAUGGGAGCCUUUGACAUAUAUAUUGGCGAACACUUUCACAAUGGAAAAAAAUAGAGACAAAUGCAAAAGCAACACAAGAUCCGCCCUUAACAAUGGAAUUGCAAUUGGCUCGGAUAAAUGCAUCAGCAUCUGGAAUAUCGAAGAUGGCUCAAUGAUUCGUACUUUCGGAACGAAUGCAGAGGGUCUAGCUUUUUCAUCAAACUACGGAAUACUUGCUUCUCAUUCAGAUAACGGCGAAGUGAAAUUAUGGAAUCCUGAUUCAGGUAAUUCAAUUGGAACGCUCUCUUGUUUCGAUUCCAGAAUCAUCUCUCUCACCUUCUCUUUCGAUGACACCCAGCUCGCUACUGCUUCAGACAAUGGCGCAAUUAGCAUUUGGGACCUGAAAACCAAAGGUAUUAAGGCGAAACCGACACAAUAUUAUCCCAUCGAUUUUGUAACAUUCUCGCUAGAUGGCGGUCUUAUUGCUGCUGCCUCUAAAGGCGGUGUUGUCUCUAUCUGGGAUGGUGACACCGGAGAACAUCGCGCCUCACUGACAGGCCAGAGCGAAAACGUGCUAUGGCUACAGUUCUCGUAUGAUGGCAGUAUGCUGGCCUCAUCUUGUCCAAGUGGUGUUAUAAGUGUCUGGAAUGUCCAAGAUGGAUCGCUACUGCGUACACUUAAAGGCCACAAGAACUGGGUUAGACGCGUACAAUUUUCCAUGGACAAUCGGAAAUUAGCAUCAGUAUCGGACGAUGGCACC
This is a messenger RNA of Trichoderma virens Gv29-8, 987 nucleotides long. RefSeq lists its product as uncharacterized. Lineage: Eukaryota; Fungi; Ascomycota; Sordariomycetes; Hypocreales; Hypocreaceae. The annotation marks the transcript as partial. The record is from RefSeq and is a predicted model, not a curated record. The transcript is spliced from 3 exons. Gene Ontology annotation, molecular function: protein binding.